Molecule: messenger RNA, 1723 nt
Organism: Eremomyces bilateralis CBS 781.70
Lineage: Eukaryota; Fungi; Ascomycota; Dothideomycetes; Eremomycetales; Eremomycetaceae
Product: kinase-like protein
Exons: 1
Coding region: 479-1471 (330 amino acids)
Biological process (GO): protein phosphorylation
Cellular component (GO): cytoplasm
Molecular function (GO): ATP binding; protein serine/threonine kinase activity
Source: RefSeq, a predicted model, not a curated record
UUGUCCUGUUUCCUCACCGGUUCCCAAGUCUGUUUUCGGUAACCGCCUUCAUGUCUCCCCAUAUUACCAAGCGGGUGAAGCGCUUCAUUGCUACGUGUACAGAUGCCAGCGCAGUAGUAGCUUUGGAGGUAGCCUUGUCGGAUUGAGUUUCUAUAUGUUUUAUAGGUACGGAAUAAACACAAUGUCUCUUCUUGUUUCAAAGCCUUUCGCAUUCUCCAACUCACUUAUCGUGUUCAACCCUUUCACAUUCUCCAACUCAUUUGUCGUGUCCGCACCGGUAUUGAAGCGUGGAACCCACAGCAAAAGAGGACGCAGUCAUGGAUAUUACUGAGAUCGCAGAGUCGGUGAUAUGGGAUCGAGAAUGGACACCGUAUAAAGGCAACAAUCCAUUGUUUAUCACUCUGGUCAACAAAGCCCCCUGAUCCUGACGGGCAAAGGGGAAACCACUGGCAAACGAUACAUUCUGCGGCCUGAUCACAUGGUCUAUGAUGGAUCCCGUUGUUAUGAGCAACGAGACUUCUUAGGGUUGGGCGCGCAGGCAAGGGUUGCGCGAGUCUACGAUACAGUCUCCGGGGAAGAGUUUGCGCAGAAGGUUUUCGAGUACUCGAUCCACAAACUAGGAUACUCGACAUGGAGGCAGCAGGCAACCAGUGAGAUCGACAUCAUGCACAAGCUAAGAGAGGCAAGUCGGGUUGUGCGCCUUUUCGACUGGUAUGAGGGGAUCACGGGCAGUAUCCACCGGAUCUGCGUGGUACUUUACCCCGUUGCGAACGGCGGAUCGCUGAAAGACUGGCUCAACCAGAAGUUUCGAGAGCCGUCAUCGACAAUGACCAGAGAUGAGCUGGUGACGAUGCUCAUGAACCUCGCGUUGGGUCUGCUGGAGAUCCAUAACAAGUCCAUCCGCCACCGGGACAUCAAGCCAGGAAACAUCCUCGUCCACAACGGUGGAGUGCUGUACUCGGACUUCGGGCUUUCCCUCGACUUCGAGCCGUCGGGGAACAGCGUGACGAAUUCUCCGUAUGGCGUCCAUACGCCCGUCUACGCGCCGCCGGAAAUCCUGGCGAUGCAGCCGCGGGACCGCAAAUCGGACGUUUUCUGUUUGGGAGAUGUGUUUUUGGAGAUUCUCGCGGUGUACGAGAAGUCUCGUAGUGGUGGCUCCGGGACGAUGCUGAGGCGGGUCACAAGAUAUGGACAAGGCAACAGUUAUAGGUAUGCGGACGGGGUUGGAAAUGGCAGCAUUCAGGGCGCGCUUUAUUCAAUCUUGGGAUGGGAUGGGAUGCCUGGACUCGAAAAUGUGCUCCAGCUUAUAUCGACCAUGCUGGAAGUUGAGCUGAAGAAGCGGCCGAGUGCGUAUGAAGUGCUGACAAAGCUUGCCGGGCCAUAUGGAGCUCCUGCUGCUGCUGCUGCCGACUACGAUGACGUUGACGACGAUGAUGGCGAGGACGAGGAGGGCGAGGAGGGCGAGCAGUAGUAGCGAUUAUGAUAUGGCUAUGAAUGAUGAAAUGUAAGAACAGAUAUUGAGACCAUGGUCAGGGUGGACAGAUGUUUCGUAAGAACGAGUCCGAAGAAUAUAAUGAUGUCCUUAGUUUUGACAAUCGCCGUUAUUUCGGCCAGAUAAAUAUAACUGAAUAGAGGUUUGCACAGAUGGAAUCAAUGGACACCUCGAUGCAUUGAUAACUUGCUCUGUGUGCAAAUUCGCCGCUUGUCUGAUAUCCACAUGGCC